Engraulis encrasicolus (European anchovy) is the source of this 2603-nucleotide messenger RNA. Its product is annotated as beta-2 adrenergic receptor-like. The transcript has 2 exons. Gene Ontology annotation, biological process: negative regulation of smooth muscle contraction; norepinephrine-epinephrine-mediated vasodilation involved in regulation of systemic arterial blood pressure; adenylate cyclase-activating adrenergic receptor signaling pathway. Gene Ontology annotation, cellular component: plasma membrane. The record is from RefSeq and is a predicted model, not a curated record. Lineage: Eukaryota; Metazoa; Chordata; Actinopteri; Clupeiformes; Engraulidae. Bases 364 to 1713 code for a protein of 449 amino acids. Gene Ontology annotation, molecular function: beta2-adrenergic receptor activity; norepinephrine binding.
GGCACAUUUAGUCCAGGAGACCUCAUGUGCUCAGGCGACAGGGCUCCUGUCAGUCUGUGACCAACCAGAGGACGGUUCACGCAGAGACAGAAAGAGGAAUAGAGAGAGAGAGAGAGAGAGAGAGAGAGAGAGGGAGGGGAGAGAGAGAGAGAGAGAGAGAUACAGAGAGAGAGUGUGUGUGUGUGUGAGAGAGAGAGAGAGAGAGAGAGAGAGAAAGAGAGGAAACAAGAAUCUUUUUUUUGCGAUAUGAACACAUGAGGGCAAAACACUUAUGCAAGCUACCAGAUAUAUCUUUGGACUUCUUUUUCAAACGACACGACAUUUCAUUCAGCGGAUUAUAAGGCUGCGUCCCUUUUCAAGCCAAUGGGGAGCGUAAGCCCCACGGCACUGGCAGAGAACGUGUCGGUGGGGACCAACUCCUCGUGGGCGGACAUCAUCAUCGGAGCGGGCACCACCACCACCACAGCAGCAGCAGCGGCGGCGGAGGAUGUGGGCACAGUGGCGUCGGGCACAGCAGGUGGGGAGCGCAGCGAGGCGGAGGUGGUCCUGCUGGGCAUCCUGAUGGGCAUCUUGGUGCUGGGCAUCGUGUUCGGCAACGUGCUGGUGAUCACGGCCAUCGUGCGCUUCCAGCGCCUGCAGACGGUCACCAACUACUUCAUCACCUCGCUGGCGUGCGCCGACCUGGUGAUGGGCAUGCUGGUGGUGCCGUUCGGCGCCAUCUACAUCCUGCUGCGCAGCUGGCACUUCGGCAGCUUCCUGUGCCUGUUCUGGACGGCGGCCGACGUGCUGUCGGUGACGGCCAGCAUCGAGACGCUGUGCGUGAUCGCGCUGGACCGCUACGUGGCCAUCACCUCGCCGCUGCGCUACCCGUCGCUGCUGACGCGCCGGCGCGCCUGCGUGGUGGUGCUGAGCGUCUGGCUGGUGGCGGCCCUCAUCUCCUUCCUGCCCAUCCACAUGGGCUGGUGGCGCUCGGACGACGCCGAGUCGCGCAGCUGCAACAACGACACCUACUGCUGCGAGUUCCAUACCAACACGGCCUACGCCGUCUCCUCCUCCAUCAUCUCCUUCUACAUCCCGCUGGUGGUCAUGGUCUUCGUCUACGCCCGCGUCUUCCAGGAGGCGCGCAAGCAGCUGCAGAAGAUCAACCGCAGCGAGGGACGCUUCCACCUGCAGCAGCUGCAGCUGCAGCAGCAGCAGAGCACGCGCUCGGCCGCCGGCCGCUCCUCCGCCGGGGACGUCCGGGGGGGCGCCAAGCGCACCCGCUUCUACCUGAAGGAGCACAAGGCGGUCAAGACGCUGGGCAUCAUCAUGGGCACCUUCACGCUCUGCUGGCUGCCCUUUUUCGUGCUGAACGUGGUGUCGGCCAUCUGGGACUUGGGCGACAUCGGCCUGACGUUUCGGAUACUCAACUGGAUCGGCUACGCAAACUCGGGCCUGAACCCCCUCAUCUACUGCCGCAGUCCCGAGUUCCGGAGCGCCUUCAAGGAGAUCCUGUGCCUGGGCAGCCGGGCGCUGCUGGGCAGGGACAGGAAAGCCAACGGAUUAUCGCAGUCCUACGCCUCGGGCCAGAGCUGGCAGCACGGCGGCAGCCAGAGGACCGUGGGCAGCCAGAGGAGGACCUCGGAGGACGAGUUUGGUACCGUGGAACUUGGCACGGACACGCUCACCGCAACCUAUGACAGUCAGAUGGAAAGUAGUGCGGUGAAGACGUGACUGCGUAUACCCUUACGCACCACUAACUCUUGGGAUAAUCCUGUGGAUAUGUAUUUGGUCUUUCACUUCUUUUUGGGGGGUCUUGAGUGUCUUGAGGGAUGAGGGGAUAAAAAAUGACCUCACUGACAAACUGGUAAGUGGAAAAAAUAUGGGUGGUAGAUUAUAUUAUGUAACGCAUGUUUUUCCUGGAUGGGAACCUUAUGCUGCUGAAGUGUUUCGAAUUCUACCAGUUUACAGCUAGACAUGUGUCAUUCGCUGAAGUGCGUCUUUUUACGGCUCUCCCCAGCAACGAAGGUACUUAUUAUUGCACAUACUGAACAUUACUGAAUGUCUGUCACAAAUUCAUUGUCAUGAAUGCGCAUCGACCGCAACAAAGUGAUCACCAUGCCUAUUCUACCUACCUCUGCCUACCUCAUAAAAGUUAUGUGGGUUUUUUUUUGCAUUUUGAAUCUCCUUUUUUUCAUUUGCUUGUUUUAUUAUAUCAAUUUGAAGUUACAUUCAAGUUACACUAAUGUAUUCAAAAGAUGGGAGAAAGAAAAAAAAAACGAGAGAUAGAGAAAGAGAUAGUGUAGGCAUGAGAUGCAGUAUGACAUGAAAGGAGAAAGACAUGAAAAGGCAUGAAAAAGGAGGAAGGUGUUACUGUACUGACCACCUGGCCGAUUAUGGUGAAGAACACUCUACUAGUAGACAUUCCAGAGGGAUGUAUGGCUCUUUGUCUUAAGGCAAGUGGGGCCCCCCUCGACAAUGAUGUAGGUCUCUGGAGUAAAAGAGGUGAAAUCUUAGACUGACAAGAGACAACAGGUGCAUUAUAAUGCCCCUUGUUCUGUCACCCAGCUGCACUUAUUUGAACUUGUACUUCUUCUUCUGACACAACAACAACGAAAGAAAAA